Messenger RNA from Hippocampus comes (tiger tail seahorse), 3665 nucleotides. It is a transcript of the gene caska, whose product is annotated as calcium/calmodulin-dependent serine protein kinase a. Gene Ontology annotation, molecular function: ATP binding; protein binding; protein kinase activity. The record is from RefSeq and is a predicted model, not a curated record. NCBI's taxonomy places the organism in Eukaryota, Metazoa, Chordata, Actinopteri, Syngnathiformes, Syngnathidae. Bases 717 to 3482 code for a protein of 921 amino acids. The transcript has 27 exons. Gene Ontology annotation, biological process: protein phosphorylation.
UCAAGGAACUCUGGGAAUCCUCCCUGCGCCAACAUGGAAGACGGCGGGGAGCAGUUUCACAACCACUUUUGUGGUGGGCGGAGCUUGGCUUUUUAGAUCGCUCAGUAGAGCUGAACGGAAGACAUUGAUCAGGAGAAGAAAAAACGAAACCAUAGAAGUGGAAGUGGAGUGAAGUAAAGCCCGACGUGACGAGACCCUUUUGGAAUUUUCCCCUACAAUUCAAGAUUCACAAAAGAGGAGAAGCGACGGUGUGCAGCCACGUCCCGGCGGGCACGAAGGUUGUCAAUCGGCGGCUUCUCGGGAUGUGAAGCUCAGCGUAAACCCACCUGGACGCAUAUUAAAGUGGACGUGAGCAGCACGCUGGACUGACUGUAAGGCUGAGGCGAGAAUCGUUUGCUUUCUCACACCGGAGUGUGCCAUCGGGAAAACUGGGAAAGGCGGGGUCGGACUAGUGGUGGUCUCCCACACCGGGAUUACCGAGCUCCCCCUGCGCCGCUUCGUACCCAACGACGCAGCGGAAUUAUAGAGGGGGAGCCGGGGGUGGUCAGGGAGCUUUCACGGACGUUAUCUACCGACGACACCGCCGCCGUCGGGCGCGGACGACGUUUGUCCGUCAUUCCUGUCAACGGUCACCUGGUCGUGGCCCUUUUCUCUCCGUGUUUGGAGUCUAACCCAGUAUUACUUGGGAUUUGCACCUUCCCGGUGAAACUGGGACUAUGGCGGACGACGACAUUCUCUUCGAAGAUGUGUACGAGCUCUGCGAAGUGAUCGGGAAGGGUCCCUUCAGUGUGGUUAGGAGAUGCAUCAACAGAGAGACGGGGCAGCAGUUUGCUGUCAAAAUUGUGGAUGUGGCUCAGUUCACCUCCAGUCCUGGACUCAGCACAGAGGACCUGAAGAGGGAGGCCAGCAUCUGCCACAUGCUCAAACACCCGCACAUUGUGGAACUGCUGGAGACCUACAGCUCCGACGGGAUGCUCUACAUGGUCUUCGAAUUCAUGGACGGAGCAGACCUGUGCUUUGAGAUUGUCAAGAGGGCAGAUGCUGGCUUUGUCUACAGUGAAGCAGUGGCCAGUCACUACAUGAGACAGAUCCUGGAGGCGCUGCGCUACUGCCAUGACAACAACGUCAUCCACAGAGAUGUCAAGCCUCACUGUGUGCUGCUGGCGUCCAAGGAGAAUUCUGCUCCCGUCAAGUUAGGGGGCUUUGGAGUGGCAAUCCAGCUGGGAGAGUCAGGGCUGGUGGCUGGAGGUCGCGUAGGAACGCCCCACUUCAUGGCGCCUGAGGUAGUGAAGAGAGAGCCUUAUGGAAAACCCGUGGACGUGUGGGGCUGCGGCGUCAUUCUCUUCAUCCUCCUGUCAGGGUGUCUGCCCUUCUACGGCACCAAAGAGCGUCUCUUCGAAGCCAUCUGCAAGGGGAAAUACAAAAUGAACCCGCGGCAGUGGAGUCAAAUCUCAGAGAGCGCUAAAGAUCUGGUGAGGCGCAUGCUGAUGCUGGACCCUGCCGAGAGGAUCACCGUUUAUGAGGCCCUCAACCAUCCUUGGCUCAAGGAAAGAGACCGGUACGCCUACAAGAUCCACCUGCCAGAGACCGUGGAGCAGCUGAGAAAGUUCAACGCCAGGAGGAAGUUGAAGGGGGCGGUACUGGCAGCAGUGUCCAGUCACAAGUUUAAUUCUUACUAUGGAGACCCCCCUGAAGAACUCCACGACUUCUCAGAUGACCCCACCUCCUCAGGGCUGCUCGCAGCAGAAAGAGCUGUUUCUCAGGUGUUGGACAGUUUAGAGGAAAUCCAUGCGUUGACUGACUGCAGUGAGAAGGAUCUCGACUUCCUGCACAGUGUUUUCCAGGAUCAACAUUUACACACACUGCUUGACCUCUACGAUAAGAUCAACACCAAGUCGUCCCCACAGAUCAGGAACCCGUCCAGUGACGGCGUGCAGAGAGCCAAAGAGGUGCUGGAAGAGAUCUCCUGCUACCCGGAAAACCACGACGCGAAAGAACUCAGACGGAUACUGACUCAGCCGCAUUUCAUGGCGUUGCUGCAGGCCCACGAUGUGGUGGCUCAUGAGGUCUACAGCGACGAGGCGCUAAGGGUGACGCCGCCGCCCACUUCGCCUUACCUGAAUGGCGACUCGCCCGAAAGCACCAACGGAGACAUGGACCUGGAAAACGUCACCAGAGUGCGCCUGGUGCAGUUUCAGAAGAACACGGACGAGCCCAUGGGCAUCACACUGAAAAUGAACGACUCCAACAACUGCAUUGUGGCUCGGAUCAUGCACGGAGGAAUGAUCCACAGACAAGGCACCUUGCACGUCGGAGAUGAGAUCAGGGAGAUCAAUGGCAUCAGCGUGGCCAACCAGACAGUCGAGCAGCUGCAGAAGAUGCUGAAGGAGAUGCGAGGCAGCAUCACAUUUAAAAUAGUGCCAAGCUACCGGACACAGGGCUCCUCCUGUGAGAAAGAGUCCCCCACCACGUCCAGGCAAUCCCCUGCCAAUGGCCAUUCCAGCAUUAACAGUUCAAUCUUGGACCUGCCAUCCACCAUCCAGCCCAAAGGUCGACAGAUCUACGUGCGCGCUCAGUUCGAGUACGACCCCUCCAAGGACGAGCUGAUCCCCUGCAAGGAGGCCGGCAUUCGCUUCCGCGUGGGCGACAUCAUCCAGAUCAUCUCCAAAGACGACCACAAUUGGUGGCAAGGCAAGCUGGAGAACACCAAGAACGGCACGGCCGGCCUCAUCCCGUCGCCUGAGCUGCAGGAAUGGCGUGUGGCGUGCAUGGCCAUGGAGAAGACCAAGCAGGAGCAACAGGCCAGCUGCACUUGGUUCGGCAAAAAGAAGAAGCAGUACAAAGACAAAUAUUUGGCCAAGCACAAUGCAGAUCUGGUCACCUACGAGGAAGUGGUCAAGCUGCCCGCCUUCAAGAGGAAAACACUUGUUUUGUUAGGUGCUCACGGUGUGGGCAGGAGACACAUCAAGAACACGCUCAUCACCAAGCACCCCGACAGAUUCGCCUAUCCCAUCCCACAUACGACAAGACCUCCGAAGAAGGAUGAGGAGAACGGCAAGAACUACUACUUUGUGUCGCACGAGCAGAUGAUGCAGGACAUCAGCAACAACGAGUACCUGGAGUACGGCAGCCACGAAGACGCCAUGUACGGCACGCGCCUGGAGACCAUUCGCAACAUCCACCAGCAGGGACUGGUCGCCAUCCUGGAUGUUGAGCCGCAGGCACUGAAAGUCCUUCGCACGGCCGAGUUUGCCCCAUACGUGGUUUUCAUCGCUGCACCAACCAUCACGCCAGGCAUCGACGAGGACGAGUCCUUGCAGCGUCUUCAGAAGGAGUCGGAGAUCCUGCAGAAGACGUACGCGCACUAUUUCGACCAGACCAUCAUCAACAACGAGAUCGACGACACCAUCUGCCACCUGGAGGAGGCCGUGGAGCUGGUGUGCAACAGCGGCCAGUGGGUGCCCGUCUCAUGGGUCUACUGAAGUCCAAACCCCCCCGCCUCCGGCGUCAUCGCCAUCGUCGUCUGAGAACCACCUGGCCAUCGUCAUCGUGGUGUUGUACUAUAAAAUGAAUAUUGUCUGUCUGUACCGGCCGGCUAGGAACUUUUUUACUAGAUGUUUCUUUUCAGGAGAUGAGUCCCGUUGUGUCGCCCCGCCCCCACCCCC